AGGUUAGGUGAGGCUGCACAGAGAUACUCUUCACUCAUCUAGCAACUAAGACAAAGAGGGGGAACAACCAGAUUAGCCGUAAACGGGGGCAUUGCUCUUUCUCCCCCUGUCUCUUUCCUCUUUCUCUCCCUUAUUUUGCUCCCUGGAAAAGCCAGCAUGUCUGCAAAAGGUUUGAAGGGACCAGACAGUAGACCAUCCUCUGCUGCCAGCAUGUCUCCACGAGGAGGGAAGGGAGGACCGGCUGGUAGAGCGCCUGCUGCUGGGAAAUUCAAGAACAAGGCCCUUCAGCUCAGCCUCUCACAAAAAUUCUGCUCAAAGUCAGACUCCCGGAAGUCGGCCCAGAAGGACUCCGAAGAGGAGGAGGAGGGUCAACCGCGUGGUAAAAGGAGCCUCAGCCACAGCUCAGCAGUAGCCGCUGCCUAUGUCUCCUACCUCAAUAAAUUGUUUGGACAGGAUAGAGAACUUGAUCAGGAGGAGUUGGAUGAACUUCAGGUUGCCUUUAAGGAAUUUGACUACGAUGCGGAUGGCUUCAUCCAUUACAAAGACAUUGCAGACUGCAUGAGGACCAUGGGCUACAUGCCCACAGAGAUGGAGCUCAUCGAGAUCAUCCAGCAAAUCAAGAUGAAAUGGGGUGGUCAUGUGGACUUUGAUGAUUUCUGUGAGCUGAUGGGUCCAAGGAUGCUGUCUGAGACGGCUCAUAUGAUUGGGCUGAAGGAGCUCCGGUCUGCCUUCAAACAGUUUGAUUCUGACGGUGACGGAAAAAUCACUUUAGAUGAGCUGAAAGAGGCCAUGAAGUCCCUCCUAGGGGAGAAGCUGAAGAAAGGGGAGCUGGAGGAGAUCCUUGGUGACAUUGACCUCAACAAGGAUGGCACCAUCGACUUUGAUGAAUUUGUUAUGAUGCUGUCUGCACGGUGACCUCUGAUGCAAGAAUGACGGGGCAUGCAGGGCUGGACAUGUGGGUUUCACACCAUGAUCCACCACCGCCGUCUCCCUCCUGUUGCUGUAGCUCCUAAUCCUGUAAUGCAGUGUGUUUAAAAUGCCUGAUUGUAAAAUAAGAAAAGAGUCAAAUAGAGCUGUUUAUAUUUUCAUAAUAAAAGUUGAGGUUGAGUAACUGCA
Myripristis murdjan (pinecone soldierfish) is the source of this 1116-nucleotide messenger RNA. RefSeq names its product calcium binding protein 4 (gene cabp4). Gene Ontology annotation, cellular component: cytoplasm. The record is from RefSeq and is a predicted model, not a curated record. The transcript has 9 exons. Gene Ontology annotation, molecular function: calcium channel regulator activity; calcium ion binding. Lineage: Eukaryota; Metazoa; Chordata; Actinopteri; Holocentriformes; Holocentridae. The coding region runs from base 157 to 915 and encodes 252 amino acids.